Messenger RNA from Fusarium musae, 729 nucleotides. RefSeq lists its product as uncharacterized. NCBI's taxonomy places the organism in Eukaryota, Fungi, Ascomycota, Sordariomycetes, Hypocreales, Nectriaceae. Gene Ontology annotation, molecular function: serine-type peptidase activity. Bases 1 to 729 code for a protein of 242 amino acids. The record is from RefSeq and is a predicted model, not a curated record. The transcript has 2 exons. Gene Ontology annotation, biological process: proteolysis.
AUGUCAGACCAGAUUGACUCUACAAACAUCAGGAUGAAGCUCGACCCCAAGCAACUUACAGCCUUUCUGGCCGCCAACUCCACUGGCGUUGGUGUUCUGGUAUGCCCAGGUGGUGGCUACAGUGUGAUGUCUAUAAGCUACGAAGGGUUUGGCCCGGCAGAGUACCUCAGCACGCUUGGCAUCGACGCAUGGGUUCUUAACUACACAACGGCCAGCAUCAAAACACCGCCACUGUAUCCGACACCCAUGGACGAAGCCCUAGCUGCUAUCGACCUCAUUCGAAAGCAAAGCCCUGGAACCAAGAAAUUAGGUGUCAUGGGCUUCUCGGCAGGCGGUCAUCUCGCAGGAACAACACUCACGAAUCCGAAGGCAAAGCUCGACUUUGGUAUUCUGAGCUACCCGGUUAUCACCAUGGAGGACGACUACACCCACGAGAACUCACGAUAUAACUUGCUCGGAAACAACCCGACCCGCAAACAGAUCGAAAGUCUAUCCGUGCAGAAUCGGGUUUCGGACAAGACCCCGCCGACGUUCCUCUUCCAUACUUCUAAUGACGAACUCGUCCCGGUUCAGAACACAUAUCUUUAUGCAAAUGCUAUGGCUAAGCACGGUAGGAAGGUUCAGGUAGUGGUAUUGCCGGAUGGAAAACACGGCAUUGGUCUGGGCGUUGAUGAUCCUGUGCGAGACUGGAGACCGGAGCUGGAAAGAUUUCUCAAAUACUCGAUCUAA